CCAGAGAAUGAUCAAAGGAUUGUCGGCUACAUAUGUCUUAUCAUUAUUGCUAUCAUACCGUUGAUUAGUCUGGAAUUUGAAGCCAAAACACUGAUGUUCUUCUUCUGCACACUAAUCGUAUCACUCAUCGAUUACUUCGUCGGAGCGAUAAUGAGCCCAACCGACCAACAACUGGCCAAAGGGUUGGCCGGCUUUAAGCCGUACGUCAUAUCCAACAAUCUGUACCCGCGUUGGGAUGGCUUCAGCUUC
Oppiella nova is the source of this 249-nucleotide messenger RNA. The record is from the annotation of a GenBank genome assembly. NCBI's taxonomy places the organism in Eukaryota, Metazoa, Arthropoda, Arachnida, Sarcoptiformes, Oppiidae.